UGAAAACACAACGACAUCACAUUACGAAUUCGGCGGCUGUAGCAAGCGGCCGGCCGAUCAGUGACAGUUUAAGGUUCAGUGUUGUGCUUACACAUAGUGGUUUAGUUUCGACAACGUGUCUAGAUUUUCUAAAUAAACGUACAAAAAUGAAAUUCACGGUAUUCAUUGGUCUACUUACCAUAUCAACAACAUGGGGUAUAAAAUCCAAAUUAGAAGAACCUAAGGACAAGAGAGAAGCAUCCGGUACUUAUUUGCCACCGAGCUCCCACAACUAUCAAUCGCCAUCAUCCUCGGGGCAGGAAGAAGCUAACACCAUCAGUAUUGGAGCAGGAUACAGCGUAGGGGCUGCACCAAAACCCACUUACAGUUUCGGUGGUCAGAGUGCAGGAGUCGGAGCCUCAUACCAGUUGCAGCCAGAAAGUGGACAUGGAAACAUACAACUAUCACCCAUAGGUCUACAAUCCAGCGGCCUAGUCUCCAACGAUCUCUCGCAGCUCAUGAGCCAAAUAUCUCAAGGACUUAACAGCGGAGCAAUUUCUAUACCGUCUGGUAGUCAAGGAUCUUUAUAUCAAUUUGCAGGUCAAGGCAGUCACGGUGGUCAAGAAAUCUCUGUACCCCAAUUUACUUAUGGAAGUCCUCAAGUACAGCAGUAUGCUAUAGCUGAUCAAGGUCAAGGCGGCGUGCCAGCUUAUGCUCUAGGCACUAAAGGUCUAGGAACCUAUGGCUCAACGGGUCCAGUUCUGUUUAGUCCUGAAACUGGUAUUAGCCAAGGAGCGCUUAGCUAUGCAGCACCUAGCUUCGGCCAGUCUUACCAAGCGGCGGCUUUACCUUUAGGUGAUUCCGGACAUUCUCUACCUGGUUUUUCCUUCGGUGGCUCUGGGCAAUCUUUGGGAGGAUCUCUGAAAGGAUUCAGUGGUAACUAUGCUACACCAGCUGGGAAAUCUUCUUUUAAACCAUCAGCGUUCUUAGGUGCAUCAGUCCAUGGUGAUUCAGGCGCUGGGCUCGCCAGUCUAUCCGGUUCAUACGGAUCUCCGUCCUUUGCUAACUAUCAACCAGCUGGUGGUCAAGGCGCUUCUUCUAUCGGCUCUGGUGGACAUGGUGCCAGUUUUGGUUCUUUAUCCAGUUUCUCUGGUAGUCCAUCUAAAACAUACUUGCCAUCCAAAUUUGAAGGCGUCGGAUCUUUAGAGUCAAUUGCUUCUGCGUUUUCUGCUAGUGGUCAAAUAGCACCACCUGGAACUACUUACGGCAAACCAUCCGGUGCAUACUCCAGUAAUGUACACGCUGCGUCAGCACCAUCUCCUGCCUAUUACGUCUCAUCUGGUAAGCACUCUUCCCCUAGUUUUGGCUUAGGAAGCUCUUCGUACAGAAGCCCUGCAUCAGGACACAGUUCUUUAAAUUCUUUCUCAUCCGGACCUAAAUAUAGUUUUGGCGGACCCAGUUCUCGCUACCUACCUGCCAAAGACGCCCAAGGAUCUUACAGUGAACCCACUUACAACACAAUCAAAUACAGCGAGGAGCUUAAGCCUCGUUACAAUUAAUCAAUUGCGAUAAAAUAAAAUAUUGCCUAUAUUGCUGUAAAUAAAGCCUGAUUAAUAAAUAUUAAUGUUGGUGAAGUAUGUUUGUGUGGAUGAGUACAAGGCACAGACCGUGAUAUUAAGUUGCCUUUGGUAAUUUAUUUGGGUAUGCUUCGAUAUUUGAAUUUAUAAUCGACUGCUAUAAUGUAGGAUUUUGUAAUAGUUAUUUUUUAACCGACUUCCAAAAAGGAGGAGGUUCUACGUUCGGCUGUAUGUAUGUUUUUUUUUUUUUUAUAAUAAAAUGUUGUAAUUUAUGUAACGUACAGAACAUUUUGAACGUAAGGGUUCCUUGUUGACUACGGAACCCUAAAAAAAGCUCAAUUAAACGGUUCAUUGACCACCGUGUCGAAGUUAUCUCGUUGUCUCCCGUUAUCUGUUACCGUGAAUACCCGGUGAAUUUCUGUACAUAAUUGUUAGAUGUAGGAUUGCCUAUUUAUUGUUAAUAAGUUGUUUGUUUUAAGAUUGUUAUUGUCUUUAUUAAUAAAAAAUGUUUGUUA
Messenger RNA from Bicyclus anynana (squinting bush brown), 2071 nucleotides. Its product is annotated as pro-resilin. NCBI's taxonomy places the organism in Eukaryota, Metazoa, Arthropoda, Insecta, Lepidoptera, Nymphalidae. The record is from RefSeq and is a predicted model, not a curated record. The transcript is spliced from 2 exons. Bases 147 to 1538 code for a protein of 463 amino acids.